Molecule: messenger RNA, 1944 nt
Organism: Sinocyclocheilus rhinocerous
Lineage: Eukaryota; Metazoa; Chordata; Actinopteri; Cypriniformes; Cyprinidae
Product: DNA polymerase epsilon subunit 2-like
Exons: 18
Coding region: 82-1785 (567 amino acids)
Biological process (GO): error-prone translesion synthesis; DNA-templated DNA replication
Cellular component (GO): epsilon DNA polymerase complex
Molecular function (GO): DNA binding
Source: RefSeq, a predicted model, not a curated record
CAAACAAAACAAACUGUUAAUAUAGAUAAAUCUAAGCGUAGCUGAGGAAGUAAACACGGCUUUUAUUUUGAAAGGUGUGAGAUGUUUACGGAAGCUGUUGGAAAGGAAGCGGAAGCGGAAGUGCAGGUUUGGCGGGAGCAGCUGAAGAUGGACGCGCGCAGAGUGAAGCAGAAAGUGAGCGCGGGGUUUAAGAUGCGCGGAUUAAUCCUGCGUCCGGAGUCCAGCCGCUUGCUGCUGCGGGUUCUGGAGUCCGUCACUGAAGCGGAUCUGGAGGAGGUUCUGGAGCGGAUCCUGGACGCUGUCGAGAAACAACCGCUGGGGUCCAGUAUGGUGGAGCUGUCGGUGGUGGAGGCGGCGGUCCAGGACUGCAGUCAGGCGUGUGAUGAAACCAUCGACAAUGUUUUCAACAUCAUUGGAGCCUUUGACGUGCCUCGAUUCAUCUUCAGCACAGAAAGAAAGAAAUUCGUCCCCAUCAGCAUGACGAAUCAUCCGGUCCCUAAACUCUGCGGUCAGUCCAGAGAUAAAGCCGAGCUCUUCAGAGAGAGAUACACUAUCUUGCAGCAGAGAACACACAGGCAUGAACUCUUCACUCCUCCUGUUAUUGGUUCAGCUCCAGACGAAGGGAGGAACAAAUUCCAGCUGAAGACGGUGGAGGCUCUUCUGGGCAGCACAGCUAAAGUCGGAGAAGUGAUUGUUCUCGGCAUGAUCACGCAGCUUAAAGAGGGCAAGUUCUACCUGGAGGACCCCAGCGGCGCAGUGCAGCUCAACAUGUCAAAGGCACAGUUCCACAGCGGUCUUUACACCGAGUCCUGCUUCGUUCUGGCUGAAGGAUGGUACGAGGAUUCAGUGUUUCACGUCAACGCUUUUGGGUUCCCGCCCACAGAACCCUCUUCUUUCACCAGGGCUUAUUACGGCAAUAUAAACUUCUUUGGCGGGCCGUCCAGCACUGCGGUCAAAGCAUCGGCCAAACUGAAGCAGCUGGAGGAGGAGAACGAGGACGCCAUGUUUGUGAUCGUGUCAGACGUGUGGCUGGACCGUGUGGAGGUUCUGGAGAAGAUCCAAACCAUGUUCUCAGGCUACUCUGCCAUGCCGCCCACCUGCUUCAUCUUCUGUGGGAACUUCUCUUCAGCUCCGUACGGCAGACACCAGCUCCGAACACUCAAAGAGUCUUUUAAAGCACUUGCUGAUCUCAUUUGUGAGUAUCCCAGCAUUCACAACAGCAGUCGUUUUGUGUUUGUUCCCGGACCAGAAGACCCCGGGCCCGGCACAGUUUUACCCAGAAAAACCAUUACGCCUAUGGAGAGUCCCCACUUUUCACAAAAACAAACCUGUGUGAGAGUGAGAGUGAGUGUGUUUGUGUUUGUGUGUGUGAGAAGAGUGAGCUCAAUGUGUUCAGUGUGGGUUGUGUUCAGGAUUCAGUACUGCAGUCAGGAGAUGGUGGUGAUUCGAGAAGAUCUGGUCAAUAAGAUGUGCAGAAACUGUGUUCGACUCCCAAGCAGCAACCUGGACAUUCCUUCUCACUUUGUGAAAACCAUCUUGUCACAAGGUCAUGUGACGCCGCUGCCGCUCUACGUGUGUCCGGUGCACUGGCCGUAUGAUUACGCUUUACGCGUUUAUCCCGUUCCUGACGUCAUCGUCUUCGCCGACAAAUACGACCCGUUCAACGUAUGCAACACCGACUGCCUGUGCAUCAACCCGGGCUCUUUCCCAAGAAGUGGCUUCUCCUUCAAGGUUUACUAUCCGUCCAACAGAACAGUGGAGGACAGCAAAUUGCAAGGGCUUUAAACGAGUGGAACGCCGUGUGCUUCAUGUUUUUAAUGUUUAUUUCUAUUGCACUCUUUAAAAUGUAGAUUCCUCUUUAGAUUCUGUUACAGUAGUUUCAUACAGCAAUGUUUGAUUUGUGUUGAUGCACUUUUAAAGUAAAAUAAAUAUGGAUAAAAUGUG